Brienomyrus brachyistius is the source of this 1701-nucleotide messenger RNA. RefSeq names its product calreticulin 3b (gene calr3b). The record is from RefSeq and is a predicted model, not a curated record. The transcript has 9 exons. Gene Ontology annotation, cellular component: endoplasmic reticulum; endoplasmic reticulum membrane. Bases 75 to 1313 code for a protein of 412 amino acids. Gene Ontology annotation, molecular function: calcium ion binding. Lineage: Eukaryota; Metazoa; Chordata; Actinopteri; Osteoglossiformes; Mormyridae. Gene Ontology annotation, biological process: protein folding.
AUAGCUGAGGAUCCCCUCAUGCAGCGCAAUUAGCGGCAGAUCCGUAAGCUGCUUCCCGGUGCUUCAUCUCCGCCAUGCGCUUCCUCGGCCUCCUCCCGGUCUUCGCGGCCCUGGCUGCCGUCAACGCUACCGUGUACUUUAAAGAGCAGUUUCUAGACGGAGAUGAGUGGAAGAACCGCUGGGUGGAAUCCAAACACAAGUCUGACUACGGAAAGUGGAUCCUGACAGCCGGAAAGUUCUAUGGAGAUGCUGAGAAGGACAAAGGCCUUCAGACUAGCCAGGAUGCCCGAUUCUAUGCCGUUUCAUCCCGGUUCGAGCCCUUCAGCAACCAGGACAAGACCUUGGUGAUCCAGUUUACCGUCAAACAUGAGCAGAAGAUUGACUGCGGUGGGGGCUACGUCAAGGUGUUCCCGGCGGACCUGGACCAGGCAAACAUGCACGGAGAGUCCCAGUAUAACAUCAUGUUCGGACCUGAUAUCUGUGGUUACAGCACCAAGAAGGUCCAUGUCAUCUUCAACUACAAAGGCAAAAACCAUCUCAUCAAGAAGGAGAUCAAGUGCAAGGACGACGAGCUGACCCACCUCUACACACUGAUCCUACGGCCAGACCAGACCUAUGAGGUGAAGAUUGACAACGAGAAGGUGGAGUCAGGCACCCUGGAGGAAGACUGGGACUUUUUACCGCCAAAGAUGAUCAAGGACCCCGAGGCCAAGAAGCCAGAAGACUGGGACGAUCGUGCCAAGAUCGAUGACCCUGAGGACACUAAGCCAGAGGACUGGGAUAAGCCAGAGAAUAUUCCAGACCCCGAUGCCAAGAAACCCAACGACUGGGACGAGGACAUGGAUGGAGAGUGGGAGCCCCCGAUGGUUCCCAACCCGGAAUAUAAAGGGGAAUGGAAACCGAAGCAGAUCGAGAACCCCAACUACAAAGGCGUGUGGGUGCACCCAGAGAUCGAGAACCCCGAGUACACACCGGACUCUGCCAUCUACAAGUAUGACAGUAUCGGUGUCCUGGGCCUGGACCUCUGGCAGGUGAAGAGCGGCAGCAUCUUCGACAACAUCCUCAUCACCGAUGACGAGAAAACGGCUGCGGAAUUCGGGAAGGAGACGUGGGGCAUCACCAAGGACCCGGAAAAGAAGAUGAGGGAUGAGCAGGAGGAGGCCAAACGCAAGGAGGAUGAGGAGAAGAACAAAGAGCAGGACACGGAGGACGGGGAGGAGGACGAGGAGGAUGAGAGCGACGACGAAGAGGAGGAAACCCCCAGUCCUACAGAAGAGGAAGAGGAGGAUGUGGCAUCCAAAGAUGAGCUCUGAGGGGCGGGCCUACAAGCUGUUGUGGGUGGGGCCUGUAUGGGUCCAUCCAAUCAGCAAUGCCAUUUGGACUUGAGCUGUUGAUACUUUUUAUUUGCAGGAAAGGGGUUACUGGUGAAGGCAGGGUUUUUGAAUGUUGUGAGUGUGCAAGUGGGGUUAAGGCCAUGCUGGGGGUAAUAUGGAGCUAAUUCCUCAGCAAACUCCCCCUCACAUGGUCUCUGCACGCCCCGUGUGUGCGUGCGAGUGCGUUUUUUGUGUUCUGUUUAUUUUUAAAGAUUUUUUUUUUCCCCUUUGAUUGUACCUGUCUUGAUUGGGCUAAUUGAAUAAUUGAGUGUGUUUAGAAUGAAAACACAGUUUUUUUUGGUUGAUAUUAAAACUUAUUCUUUAAGUA